Molecule: messenger RNA, 2307 nt
Organism: Lotus japonicus
Lineage: Eukaryota; Viridiplantae; Streptophyta; Magnoliopsida; Fabales; Fabaceae
Exons: 5
Coding region: 233-2035 (600 amino acids)
Cellular component (GO): cytoplasm
Molecular function (GO): deoxynucleoside kinase activity
Source: RefSeq, a predicted model, not a curated record
UGAAUUCUAAAACCUUGUGUCUGUUCCUUUGUCCCUAAUUUGUUCCUUGAAAACUGCGCAGCAGAGGAGACACUACACUAAAACCCUUCUUCUAUCCAACAACAGAGCAUGAGUUUGUGUCGCGCGGUCGCAGCCACCACACUCUGAACUGCAAACAGAUAACCUGAAAUGCUCAGAACACCACCGCCACCACCACCACCACCAUCAUCUUCUUCUUCUUGUUGUUGCUAUUAUGCAGAAACUGCUUCGUCCGUUUCCAUCUUGUUCAUUUCUCCCAGUCACAGUUCUCUCUGUGCCUCUGGGUAACGCUCCAUUCCACGCUUCCCAUAGAGCUUGCAACUUUAUGACUGCAGCAAUGGCAGCUUCUUCUUCUUCUUCUUCACUCACACCCUCACUUCCCCAUAGCAGAAACCCUUCUUCUUUCUCUCUCAAACCCUCUUCUUCUCGAUUCUCGUACAACACUGCUUGCUGUGUCAGAAGGUGUUUUUGCCGGCUAACCCUAACCCACAAACCCAGUGGAAGAAGUAGGAGUAGGAGUGGGAAGACAACGCCGUCUUGGCUUCUCCUUAACCACUCUCCAAAUGCUGCCUCAUUGUGUUGUUCUGCUUCUGAUGCUUCUUUUCCUGUUGCUGAGGAAGGUGAAGUGAAGAGGGAUGAUGGUUGUGCUGUUGAGUUAACAGAGGAGGUGGAGGAGGAGAAGGAGGAGAAACCCUCUUCCUCUUCUUCCUCUUCCAACAGCUUCAGACUCAAUAGGAGGCAAAAGGGUUCUUCCUCUUCCAUCCCACCUUCUAAUCCUGAUUUGUUGGCCAUUCCUGGUGUUGGUCCCAGAAAUCUCAGAAAGCUCGUUCAGAAAGGUAUUGAGGGUGUCGCUCAACUCAAGCAACUCUACAAAGAUAAGUUCUUUGGCAAAUCUAGUGAAAAGAUGGUUGAGUAUCUGCAGAGUUCUGUUGGAAUAAUCCACAAGAACCAUGCUGAAAGCAUAACUACUUUCAUAAAAAAGAGUGUUGAAGGUGAUGAGGAGAAGGAAGAUAAAUCCUCGAUGCCGUCACACCAGAAGAAACGCCUCACGUUCUGUGUUGAGGGUAACAUCAGCGUUGGCAAGACUACCUUCCUUCAGAGAAUAGCCAAUGAAACUAUUGAAUUGCGUGACCUCGUUGAGGUGGUUCCUGAGCCAAUUAGCAAGUGGCAGGAUGUUGGACCUGACCACUUUAACAUUUUGGAUGCUUUUUACGCUGAGCCACAAAGGUAUGCCUACACGUUUCAGAACUAUGUAUUUGUGACUAGGGUGAUGCAGGAAAGAGAGUCAUCUGGUGGAGUGAAGCCUCUUCGUUUGAUGGAGAGGAGUGUUUUCAGUGACAGGAUGGUUUUUGUACGAGCCGUUCAUGAAGCCAAUUGGAUGAAUGAGAUGGAGAUCAGCAUUUAUGACUCAUGGUUUGAUCCUGUUGUGUCUUCUCUGCCUGGACUUAUUCCUGACGCUUUUAUCUACCUUAGGGCAAGUCCUGAUACUUGCCACAAGAGAAUGAUGUUAAGGAAAAGAGCUGAAGAAGGUGGAGUCUCCCUAGACUAUCUGCGUGACCUCCAUGAAAAGCAUGAAAGCUGGUUAUUUCCCUUCCAAAGUGGUAAUCAUGGAGUAUUGUCGGUCAAUAAACUGCCCCAUGAUGUUGACAACCCUUUACACCCUGAUAUAAGAGACCGUGUGUUUUAUCUGGAGGGUGAUCACAUGCAUUCCAGCAUUCAGAAGGUUCCUGCAUUGGUUCUGGACUGUGAACCCAAUAUUGAUUUCAGCAAAGAUAUUGAAGCAAAGAGAGAAUAUGCGCGCCAAGUUGCAGAGUUUUUUGAAUUCGUCAAGAAAAAGAACGAAGUUUCAUCCCAGGAAGCUGUUAAAGGUGGGAAAAAUGGCCAAGCUCCACCACAGGUGCUGCUACCUCAUGAAGGUGGCCUAUGGCUACCUGGUGGAAAGCCUUUUCCCCAGUCAUCCCUCAAACCUUUGGACUUCAGACGAGCAAUGUCAUUUGCGUCUGGUAGUGGCUCAUAGCCUUGUGAUUCACGGGCUAGAUAUAUGCUAUGCUAAUGGUCCCUGGUUGACGUGUUCAUGUUUUUUCUUGCGUGUAAAGAUCUUUAACUCGGACCUUGACUGAUGUAAAAAAGGUAGUAGUAUUUUAUCAAAUGCUUCGGUAGUUGCUACUGUACUGCUUGGUUGUAGUUUUUUUCUCUUUAAUUAGGAAAAAAUUGUCUUGUGAUGGAUCAUUUUAUGUAUCCCUUUUUGUGUUCAAUGGGUAAUUUUCUGAGCAUUUGAUUUUGCUCUCA